CUACCGUCUACAAAUACCUUUCCCCCCGCGUCAAUUUUCUUUCAAUCUUUUCCCCCAAAUUGAAACCCUAAAUCCUAAACAACACUUUAAAUGAAAAUUUAAACCCAAGGGGGAUUUCGUUAAAAAUGUCAGAUGUUCCACCUCUGAGAAAGUCGGCCGUGAUCCGAUCCGUUUGGUCUCACAAUAUGGAAUACGAAUUCGAUUUAAUCAGAUCCAUCGUCCACGUCUUUCCGAUCAUCUCAAUGGACACGGAAUUCCCCGGCGUUGUUUUCAGGCCAUAUUCCUCCGGCGCCGGCUCCCACUACGCACGGCCGGCUGACGUCACGGCGCAUUAUAAUAGUCUCAAAGCGAACGUCGAUAUGCUGAAGAUGAUCCAACUCGGCUUAACUCUCUCAGACGAUAACGGAAAUUUACCAGAUCUCGGCACCGAACACUAUUUUAUCUGGGAAUUCAAUUUCAGAGAUUUCGAUGUCGCGAACGAUGCCCACGCUCACGAUUCCGUCGAGCUUCUCCGUCGCCAAGGCACAGAUUUUGAAAAAAACCGUGAAUUCGGGAUCGACUCGGUCCGGUUCGCGGAACUGAUGAUGUCAUCGGGACUCGUUUUGAAUGAAGAAGUUACGUGGGUGACUUUCCACUGCGCAUACGAUUUCGGAUACCUUGUGAAGUGCUUGACAGGCCAGUUGUUACCGUUCAAACUCACCGAUUUCUUGAGCCUCGUGCGCAUGUUCUUCAGGGAAAGAGUCUACGAUGUCAAACACCUGAUGAGGUUCUGCGCUGGCUUGUACGGGGGGCUCGACCGAGCGUCUGACGCUCUGUCGGUGAACAGGGCCAUUGGAAAGAGCCAUCAGGCCGGUUCCGAUAGCUUGCUGACAUUGGACGCGUGGUUGGAGGUCAAAAGAAGGUAUUUUGGGGAAGGGGAUGUUGAGAAUUAUGCUAAUGUUCUUUAUGGUUUAGAACUUGAAUCUUCAUGAAAUUUUAAUGCAUUCUCUGUUGAUAAGUACUCAUGUUUGUGAGAAAUCUCAUGGCAUUUGUUUUUAGUUAGAUUUUUGUACACAGUUUCUGGGUUGUUGAUCAAUCAUCAAUAUUAGUAAUAGUUUCAGUUCCAUUCUUUCA
This is a messenger RNA of Hibiscus syriacus, 1113 nucleotides long. Its product is annotated as probable CCR4-associated factor 1 homolog 11. The record is from RefSeq and is a predicted model, not a curated record. The coding region runs from base 126 to 971 and encodes 281 amino acids. Gene Ontology annotation, molecular function: poly(A)-specific ribonuclease activity; nucleic acid binding. NCBI's taxonomy places the organism in Eukaryota, Viridiplantae, Streptophyta, Magnoliopsida, Malvales, Malvaceae. Gene Ontology annotation, cellular component: P-body; CCR4-NOT complex; CCR4-NOT core complex. The transcript has a single exon.